This is a messenger RNA of Oenanthe melanoleuca, 9576 nucleotides long. RefSeq names its product dynein axonemal assembly factor 9 (gene DNAAF9). The coding region runs from base 72 to 3599 and encodes 1175 amino acids. The record is from RefSeq and is a predicted model, not a curated record. NCBI's taxonomy places the organism in Eukaryota, Metazoa, Chordata, Aves, Passeriformes, Muscicapidae. The transcript is spliced from 37 exons.
GCGCGGCGCGGGGCGGGCCGCAGGGCCGCAGUGGCGGAGCCGCCCCGUUCCUCCGGCGCAUCGCGGUCGCCAUGGCGCUGUGCGGCCGCUCCGCGCUCCUCCCGCCGCCCCCGCGGCACCGGCCCCGGCCCCGAGCCCCGGGACCCUUCGUCAGCUGCAGUCGCCUCCGAAACAUUCAGAGCAUCCUGACACAGAGCAGCAAAUCUCAGCCUGAUGGAAUCCUCUGCAUUUUGGGGAUAGACAGUCGGUACAAUGAAGGGUGCAGGGAGCUGGCAAAUUAUCUGCUCUUUGGUUUGUACAACCAGAACAACAACGACUUUGAAAGGACAGGCUUUCCUGAGGAGGUUCUGGAUGAUAUAAUCAUAUUAAUAAAACCUGACAGUGUUCAUCUGUACUGCAACCCUGUGAAUUACAGUCAGCUUUUGCCCUAUGUGGCACACUGGAGGAACUUGCAUUUCCACUGUCUGACUGAAAAUGAGUAUGAAGAUGAAGAAGCUGCAGAAGAAUUUAAGAUUUCCAGCUUUGUGGACAUGGUCCGGGAUUGCAGCCGCAUCGGGAUCCCCUACAGCUGCCAAGGCCACCUGCAGAUCUUUGACAUGUUCAUCGUGGAGAAGUGGCCGAUCGUCCAGGCCUUCGCGCUCGAGGGCAUCGGCGGCGACGGCUUCUUCACCAUGAAGUACGAGUUAAUGGAUGUCAGUGCUGACUUGUGGAAGACCUACAGCAAAAUGGAUCCUGUGUCCUUGGAGGAUUUGCUCUUUGAGGAUUUAAUGAUUUUUGAGCACCAGUGGACCAACUUUUUUGCUAAUUUUGACACUGAAAUUCCCUUCAUUCUGGAGCUCUCAGAAUCUCAGGCAGGGGAGCCCUUCAGAAGUUAUUUCAGCCAUGGCAUGAUCUCAAGCCAUAUAACAGAUAACAGCCCGAGCCGACAGCCCUUUGUCCUGUUUGGCAGCCACUCCACAAGGGACAACCUGAACUCUGGCAACUUCAAUUUUCCAUCUGAAGGACAUCUGGUCCGAAACACUGGCCUUGGGGGGAGCACUGCCAAGCACAUGGUAGUGCAGUGUGUAUCUCCAAAGGGACCUCUGGCUUGUUCAAGGACCUAUUUUUUUGGAGCCACUCACAUUCCUUUCCUGGGAAAUGACAAUGAGAUGCACAAACCAGCUGAGCAAGUUACGCUGUUGUCCCAAAUAUAUUCUGCUGUUGUAGAGGCUGUGCUUGCUGGCAUUGAGUGCUAUGCUAAAACUUCCACUGAAUCCAAGGCCAAGGAGGUGGCAGAGCAGGUGCUGCUGUCUGUGUUGGACACCCUGGGCUUAGCACAGCUGAGAUCUGCUUUACGCUCCAAAAUCACUUUUCAUAUUCAGGCUGUGAACAACCAUGGCAGAAUUACUCCAUUAGAUAACGAGGACAGCCUGAGUUUGAUCAAAACGGCAUCCAUGAUGGUGUUUGACAUUCCAGACCUGCUGACAGGAAGAGGAUGCUUGGGAUCUGUUGUGUUUUCAGAGUCCUUCCUGACAUCACAGAUACAGGUCAAAGAAAAAGAUGGCAGCAUCCAUCCAGACUGCAGGCACGUUAUCCUGACUGCAGCUAUCCCCAGAUUUGCCUCCUGGCUGGUUGAAGACAGUGAUGUGAAACUAUCUGAAAAGGCACUGCAAGUAUUGAAGGAAGACAAAUCUUUCCUGGGCACUUUACUCACUGGGGGUGAUGGAGUUUAUAUCUGUUCCAGCAAUCCACAGGCCAUGCCUAAAGAAGGCAAAUUGUAUUUCUUUUCUGAUGGAAUUCUGUUCUGUGAUCCCCACCAUGGCAGCAUUUCCAUUUCCAAGAGCCACAUGAGUUCCAUUUCUCUCUAUGAUGGGGAUUCCAACAGCAUUGUUGCUGCUCUCUUUAUAGACUUCAAAAGUUCCCUGCUUCCUCAUCUCCCUGUUGAAUUCCACACCCAGAACAACUUUCUGAUGAUUGCACUUUUCCCCAAAAGAAAGAUUUAUAAAGCUUUUUAUUCACAGGUUUUCUCUUCAUGGAAAAACCAGACAAACUCAGGAUUAUCUUUAAGGGUUGUCCAGGAAGAAUUCCUGUCUGAGGAACAAAAGAAGCUGCAUUCCAGUGUUCAGAAGCUCUUCAAUGCCUUGUCUUUCUCUUCUGGGGAAAGAUGCAGGGAGCUGAAACUGUCUGCUGCCAUUCCAGAAUUGGAGAGGUUUAUGCAGCACUUCACAGUCAGCAGUGUCAGUACCAAGCCAGUGAUGAGAGCACAUCUUCCUGUCCUUCUCAAACAGUCAGAAACCAUUUCUGACAGCAGAGCAGGAGGUGAGAAGGUGAUCAUCACCAUCCUCACUGGGCUGCCUGGAUGUCGUUCCAGUGACCUGUGUUCUUUCCUUGUCACUUUUACCAAGGAGCAUGGGAGGUGGAUUGUUUAUCGACAGACCAUGGACAGCCCUGAGUGUUUCAGUGCCUCCCACUUCCAGCGUUUCCUGACAGGGCUCCUGGAGGCCCAGCAGAGCCUUGGGGUCCAUCAGCCCCCCCAGAAUGGGAAGAGCAGGAGGCUCCUGGUGGUGCUGCAAGGGUACACUGAUGUCAUUGAUGUUGUGCAAGCUCUGCAGACUCACCCUGACCCAGAUGUGAAAUCUUCUUUCAUCAUUGGAGCAGUCAACACCUGUGUGGAGCCUCUGAGCUGCUACAUGGAACACAGGCUUCUUUUUCCCAAGUUCUUGGACCAGUGUUCACAAGGCCUGGUGAGUAACGUGGUUUUCACCAGUCAUGCCACAGAGCAGAGGCACCCGCUCCUUGUGCAGCUGCAGAGCCUGAUCCGAGCAGCAAAUCCUGGAGUUGCCUUUGUGCUGGCAGAAAAUGGAAUUGUGACCAGGAAUGAGGAUAUUGAAUUAAUUCUCUCAGAAAGCAGUUUUUCAACUCCUCAGAUGAUGAGAGCUCGAUAUUUAAUGUACCCUGGCUGGUUUGAGGGCACAUAUGGGGCUGGGCCUGUGUUCCCUCCCAUGGUUCAGAUCUGUGUGUGGUUCAGCCGCCCUCUGGAGAAAACACGAUUUGUGACCAAAUGCAAAGCAAUUAAGUCGUUGCUCAAGCCCAGUCCAUUUUCUGGAAACAUUUAUCACAUCAUGGGCAAAGUGAAGUUUUCAGAUGCUGAUAAAGUCAUUGAAGUCUGUCACAACACAGCAGCAAAUUCCCUGAGCCUGGUGCCUGUGCCAGAGGGGCCAACUCCUCCUGAUUCCAGAAAUGAUCCCAGAGACUGCAGCAGUCAGCAGGAAUAUUUCCUUGUGUUCAUUGGCUGCUCCCUGAAGGAAGAGGAUAUCAAAGAUUGGCUCAGAGAAACUGCAAAGCAGAAACCUCAGAGGAAAGCCCUGAAAACCAGAGGAAUGUUAACCCUUCAGGAAAUCAAAAACAUUCAUGUGAAACGUCACUUGGAUCCACUUCCAGCUGGUUAUUUCUACAAUGGGAGUCAAUUUGUGAAUUUUUUUGGUGACAAAAUGGAUUAUCAUCCAUUAAUGGACCAGUUCAUGAAUGAUUACUUGGAAGAAGCCAACAGGGAAAUUGAGAAGUACAACAGGGAGCUGGAGGAGCAGGAGUACCACGACCUCUUUGAGCAGAAGACUUAAGCACGUGGAUCCUGGGUAUUUCUGACCUUGUGUCAGGAGCCAAAAAUGAUGUUUUGUCCUUUUGGCUCACAAGAAAUUGAGUGAAACGUCUGUUUUCAGCACUCCUUCCCAAACUAAGGGAUCAUUCCCCUAAGGUUGGCAUUUAACCCAGUAACUGCUUAGCUGUUUGUACUGUCAGGUUUGCUUCCACUUCACCUUAAUUCCAGACUGUACAAAGCAUCACCUGGAAUCUCUGGCUUGUGGUGGAAACGUGGGAAAAAAGAAGAAGAAGAAGGAGGAGAAAAAGAAGCAAAACUGGAUUUAUUUCCUAAAAGGUCAGAAUGUAAUUGUGGAAUUGGGCUGUGGUGCAGAUAUCAAACAAUCCCUGGGUGUCCCUUGGAAAUCACAAGGGCAUUGAUGAGCAGAGGGGGAAUUCAGGAUGUGGGAUUGGGGUGUUCCCAAUGCGAGAAAUGGGGGAACAGACUCAGAAGAGUCCCCAGUCCCAGAACUGUUUGGGUGUUCCUGAAGCAAAAAAUGGGGGAAUAAUUAAAAAAAUUAGAUGAAUCCCUAACCCCAGAGCUGUUGAGAUGUUCCCAAAGUGAGAAAUGGGGAACAAUGGGAAAAACUCAGAACUGAGUCCCUAAUCAACAGCUGUUGGGAUGUUCCCAAAGUGAGAAAUGGGGGAACAGUGGGAAAAACUUAGAAUUGAGUCCCUGAUCCCACAGCUCUUGGUGUGUUCCCAAAGUGAGAAAUGGGGGAACAGUGGGAAAAACUUAGAAUUGAGUCCCUGAUCCCACAGCUCUUGGUGUGUUCCCAAAGCGAGAAAUGGGGGAACAGUGGGAAAAAUUCAGAAUUGAGUCCCUGAUUCCAGAGCUGUUGGUGUGCUCCCAAAGCAAGAAAUGGGAGAAUGAUUCAAAAACUUAGGAUCACUGAAUCUACAGCUGUUAGGAUGUUCCCAAAAUUGUGGAAACAGUGGGAAAAACUGAGAAGUGUCCCUAAUCCCAGAGGUGUUGGGAUGUUCCCAAAGCGAGAAAUGGGGGAACAGUGGGGAAAACUCAGAAUUGGGUCCCUGAUCUCACAGCUGUUGGUGUGUUCCCAAAAUGAGAAAUGGGGGAACACUUUCUCAGAGUCCCUGAUCCCAUGGUUAUUGAUGUAUUGCCAAAGUGAGAAAUGGAGGAACAAUGGGAAAAGCUCUGAAGAGUCCCUAAUCCCAGAGCUGUUGGGAUGUUCCCAAAGCGAGAAAUGGGGGAACAGUGGGGAAAACUCAGAAUUGAGUCCCUGAUCCCAAAGCUCUUGGUGUGUUCCCAAAGCAAGAAAUGGGGGAACACUUCAUCAGAGUCCUUAAUCCCACAGCUGCUAGGGCAUUCCCAAAGUGAGAAUUGUGGAAACAGUGGGAGCAACUGAGAAGAGUCCCUAAUCCCAGAGCUAUUGGUGUGUUCCCAAAAUGAGAAAUGGGGGAACAGUGGGGAAAACUCAGAACUGAGUCCCUGAUCCCAGAGCUCUUGGUGUGUUCCCAAAAUGAGAAAUGGGGAACACUUUCUCAGAGUCCCUGGUCCCAUGGUUAUUGAUGUAUUGCCAAAGUGAGACAUGGGGGAACAGAGGGAAGAAGCUCAGAUGAGCAUCUAAUCCCAGAGCUGCUGGAAUGUUCCUAAAGUGAGAAAUGGGGGAACAAUGGGAAAAAUUCAGAAUUGAGUCCCUGAUUCCAGAGCUGUUGGUGUGUUCCCAAAGUGAAAAAUGGGAGAAUGAUUCAGAAACUUAGAGUCACUGAAUCUGCAGCUGUUAGGAUGUUCCCAAAGUGAGAAAUGGGGGAACAGUGGGAAAAACUCUGAAGAAUCCCUUAUCCCAGAGCUGUUGGGAUGUUCCCAAAGUGAAGAAUGUGGAAACAGUGGGAAGAACUCAGAAGUGUCCCUGAUCCCAGAGCUCUUGGUGUGUUCCCAAAGCGAGAAAUGGGGGAACAGUGGGAAGAACUCAGAGUUGAGUCCCUAAUUCCAGAGCUGUCAGAGCAUUCCCAAAGCAAGAAAUGGGGGAAUGGGAAAAGCUUGGAUGAGCACCUAACCCACAGUUGUUGGGAUGUUCCCAAAGUGAGAAAUGGAGGAACAGUGGGGAAAACUCAGAACUGAGUCCCUAAUCCCACAUUUGCCAGGGUGUUCCCAAACUAAAAAAUAUGGAAACAGUGGGAACAACUGAGAAGAGUCCCUAAUCCCAGAGUUGUUGGGAUGUUCCCAAAGUGAGAAAUGGGGGAACAGUGGGAAAAACUCAGAAUUGGGUCCCUGAUCCCAAAGCUCCUGGUGUGUUCCCAAAGCAAGAAAUGGGGGAACACUUCAUCAGAGUCCUUAAUCCCACAGCUGCUAGGGCAUUCCCAAAGUGAGAAUUGUGGAAACAGUGGGAACAACUGAGAAGAGUCCCUGAUCCCAGAGCUGUAGGAUAUUCCCAAAGGGAGGGAUGAAGGAACAACUCCCACCCCACCUUUGCCAGGGCACAGCCCUUCUCAAAACCUCAGCACAGUUUGAGUCUGCACUCGAAAUUCUGACUCUAAAGAAAAGCUAUUUAUACAUUUCAGGGUGAAAUCAGUGGAGAAAUCUUAAUUUCUUCCCAGUGCUCUCAUUGGGAUUCUGGGAAAUAUUUCCUGGCUGGCUGCAAUGUGCACCUUGCUGUUGCUUAGAUUAUUCCUGGAGGAUUUCUGUCCUAAAAACUAAGCAAGGCAAGGGGGAGAUUCUUCAGCUGAAGAAUUCCUUUUCACAAAAAAGAGUGAUUUCCAAAGGUAAAAAAUAGCAAAGGAUGUUACUUGAAAGGGGCAGGAACUUGGUGGUGGAUUUUCCAGAAGAGUUUGCACACUGUAACAUUUCACUGUGCUGCUGAGAAAUCAGCUUUUAAGUACUUGCAACAGAAUUUUUAUUGUUCCUAAAUGAUAGAACAGGAAUGCUGGCAGCCUGUCCUGACUUAAUUCAGUAUCAUUUGAAAGGAGGCUUUAUAAAUCCCUGACUGAAGGAUUAUAAAGUACCUUAGCAGCUACUUACAGGUAAUUAUUGGAGUUUAUUUGAAUAAGCUGAUUAUUGUAGCAUGCAUGUGUUCAGAAUUUAGGUGAGAACAGCCCAGCAGGAAUUUUUUGUUUUCAUAUUCCUUUGCCUUAGGGACAGCUCAAUCUUUUACUGCAACUGCAGCUUUUCUUUAUGACCAGAUGUUUGUGAUACAGCAAGAAAUGGAAUGAAAAAUCUCUUGCAGGACACUUAAAAUAUUUCAAAUGUAUAUGCACAGCUCAUCCCAUGGCAGGAAAAUGAGAUUUAACUCCUGCCAUUAAACCAGAGGCUAAAUUAGAAUUUAUGCUUUACUACAGAGAUGUAUUUUUUACCUUUGGAAUACAAAAUAAUUGAAAUUUCAGUGACCUGAAGCACAUUUUAGGUGGCUUUGGUCUUCACUGCUGGGUGCCUGUCCUGUGAGUGUUGCACAGUGCAGAGGUGAAAUUCCAGGUGCUGCAGGCUGGGAUUGAAAUAUUGAUAAGAUUUCAUUCCUCACUUUUCCUCCUCGAUUUAAAAAGACUUUAAUAUUUUGUUUCAUUUUUUUAUUUGCACACCACGAGACUUUAUAUAAAAAAAAACCUACUUGUAUCCUGCUAGAGGCCAGUAAAAGCCAGCAAUUAGUUUGUGUUUUUAGGCUUUCCUGGGGUUUUCCCUGGAUCACAAGUGUGGAGCAUCCUGAUAAAGCUCGUGAGUUUUAUCUAUGCAUGGCUAAAUUUUAGUCUUAAUAUCCUGUAGUGCCUGUAGAGCAAAGGUAGCUAGCAGUGGGGUUGGGGGGGCUGCCAGGGGUUUACAAAUAAAUCCACUUGGUUGCAUGAAAUUAUUUCAGAGCCCAGAAUUUUAAGGAAUCCCAGAAUUCUGGUGGUAAGGCUGCAAUCAGAAGGGGCAUCAGGAAAUGGAGCUCAAUUGGAAUUGCUUUGCCAGUGAGCUCAGUGGAAACCCAGCUGUUCCAGUCCCAGCUCUCUCUCUGCAAAGCCAUAUUUUUAGAGUAGUGGGAUGUGAUGUGGGAAGAAAUUCCAGUGGUUGGGACAGCAGGCACGUGGUGGAGGCUUUGUCUCAACUCCUGAGUGGAUCCAGAGUAGUUUUAAGUGCAAUUGAUGGAAAAUAGAUGAAGAUGCUGUAGCUGAUUUUUGCUCUGCUGAACUCUUUUUAAGAACUCCAAUUUGUGCAGCUCUCAAAUCAAUUUGGAUGGGGCUGAUCCAGCUGGAAUUCCAAGCCCUGUGAACAAAAAAAAAGAAAAAAAAAAAGGAAAUAAUUGGGGUGUGACUGUGCAAAUUGAGCUGUUCCUUAAAAACUGGAGCAGGAGAGCUUGGAACAAAGGCCUAGAACCCUCCUGUGCUGUGCUGCAUGUGCUCUAUGGUCAUAGCUGUGUGUUACAAAGACCUUUCACCAGACUGCUACUGGCUCAAUUCAUGUAUUUUGGUAUUGAAAGAAAUUGAUUACCUCAAUUUUUAUCCUUUAUUUUUCAACUGUGACUUUCAACCAGAACAAAAAAAAAAAAAAAGAAAAAAACCACAAAAAUACCGAAAUAGUGAAACUGUGACAAUGGUAUCCUUUAAAUGUUGUAGUGCCUUGCAGAUGACACCAUUUAUUCCCCAAAUAAAUGGAUGUCAGGGGUUGCACCCCCUUUUUUUUUGUUUUAAAGGAAAAUAACGGUUUUGGUGAAAGGACUUAAAAAAUUUAACCUAGUGACAAAUAUUAGCACAAAUGGUUAAACUGUUUUAAAGAAAACUCUUUGAGGACUGAGAUAUGUAAAUGCCUGAUGCUGCUGCUGUUGAAGAGCAGUUGCUGAUUUUUUGGGAGUCUAUUCUAACAAUCAGCAGUGCUUUUUGAAUUUUAUUUUAUUUUAUUUUUUUUUAAGAAAAGUGUAACUUUUGUACUCUGGUCAGAGCUGGUUUUGUGCUAUGUGGAAUCCCCAGCCCAGGGGAUUUGGUGUCCUCACUCCUUGGAAUUCAAGGUGAGGAUGGAGAUAACUCUGAAGGAUUGAGGUUUGAACUUUUUUUGCUACUGUAUAAUUAAAAAAACAACAAAAAAAAAAGCACCAUUUCUAACCCACUGAUGUUUGGAUACAGCAAAAGUGCCAUUACACUGUUCCUUUUCUCUUUUACUUGGAAAAAUUUGUGUCCAGGCAUUCCUGAGCUUGGGAAGUGCUGAAGAGUCCUCAAGGGGUUUCCACGCUUUGCUGACUGUGUUAGCAGCUUGUGGUGGUGUUCUGUUCUUUCUCCUCAGAGAAUGAGUGUGAUCAGAAGUUACUGAAGUUAUAGGGAUUCAAAUGUGACAAACUUAGCAGGGGAACCUUUGCAACUGGAGCUACUCUGCAGUCUGGGAGUAUUUGAAUUUUAAACUGUGCAAUUUGGGAUUAAUCCAGUUUUACACUUUGCAAUUAACACACCUGAUUGCAGGGAGGAGUUGAGUUGCAUGUGAGGGUUCCCUAAUAAGUUGAGCUUUUUUUUUUUUUAAUUAUUAUUUUUUAAUUGAAACUUGUCUGAAUUUGCACAGAUUUAAGCUCUGGAAUACUUUGGUAUUCUUGAAAAGGGAAAAAAAAUUGUGACUAGUAUAGUGAAUUGUGAACUGUGAGUUGGUAGAAUCACAAGGUUGAUCUAAUCUUAGGUUGUUAAAAAUGUACCUCAGAAAGCUCAUGAGAAAUUUGCUUCAUUUUUACACAACAACCAGAUCCUGACAUAACACUUCUCACUUUACAAUGUGCCAAAAUUCACUUUUAUACUAGUUCUCAAUGCUUUAAUAUUUGCAACUCUAAGUUAAAAACGUGUUAUUUACAAACACUACUGUAACUUCAGUUCAGCUGAAUGGUGUGAUUGAAGCUUUUUGCCUCUCCUAUUUAUUACACAACUUGAUUCAGUAAAUAUAAAAUUACCUUUCCAUUUAUUUUUGUAUUGUUUUACAUGUUUAUACCUGCAGUUUGUGUGACUUUUACACCUGUAACUCAGAUGUGAUGGAAAGAACCAAUAAACAGUAUCCAUCCA